AUGGAAGACGCCGAACAUAUUAGCGUACUUAUGGAAGGCAGUGAAAUACCACCGGCGGCGACCAUUGGUGAGGCUGACAAGCCUAGCAACGACACAGCAACUGGAAUUGGAUCGACAUUCACAGCUGGUAAUGCACCGUAUUGUCACGCAUCAACGCCCACUACUCACCCUUCGACAUUUACAGUACCGGGCGUGAACAACGCAUCCAUGAUAACAUCAGUUCAUGGAACUCAACCGCACUACAUGGUAUAUAGCACCAGUGCACCGCUAUUUCAAACCGCGGCAGUCAAUGCAUUUACAAGCACGUGUGUGCCCGGCAUUGCUAAUGGUGCCAUACCUAACCUCACUUCGGCUGUCAUGCCUUGUAGCGCGCUAACCUAUCCAACGUUCGGCAAUACAUUUCGGCCAUUUUGUUCACAGACGAAUAUGCAUAGCCGCGUGGCACCACCACCGAAUACUUCUGUUUUCAUGCAGCCGAACAUUAUGCCAUCGUGUAACCAAACGCGCGACCCCUCUUAUAAUGUUUUCAGCCAAUAUAGCACAUCCGACGUCAAUUUAACACCAACGCAGAUUUCCAGCAGGCAAGUGAUAACCAAGGAUUUACCGACCUUUUCCGGCAGGCCUGAGGACUGGCCCCUAUUCAUCACGAAUUACGAGCAGUCUACCGAGCGAUGUGGCUUCACCGAUCAAGAAAACCUGAUCAGACUACAAAAGUGUUUAAAGGGACCAGCUCUCGAAGCGGUGCGUGGUAGGUUAAUGAUGCCAGCAACAGUAGGUCUGGCAAUCAACACAUUGAGAAUGCUUUAUGGUAGGCCUGACAUUAUUCAUCAAACAAUGCAGAUGAAAUUGAGACAAGAGCCAGCAGUUAGGGCCGAUAAAUUGGAAACGCUCAUAGCAUUUUCACUUGCAGUGCAAAACUAUCGCGCUACGAUCCAGGCGGUAGGCCUGGCCGAUUAUUUAAACGAUCCUGUGUUGCUUAAUGACUUGAUAGCCAAAUUGAAAAGCGAUCUAAGGCUCAAUUGGGGCGGCUAUCGUAUGUCGCUCGGUCGCGUCGACAUUGCGGUGUUUGACGAUUGGCUUUUCGGACUUGCUACAUGCGCGAGUCAAGUAACAAGAUGUGAGCCACCCACAACCACAGCUGCCUUUGAAAAUAUUGAAGUAAAGAAAGGCCGCAAUUCCCACAAGGCGAGAAUUUUAGUUCAUGAAGUUAUCGGAAAAAAUGUAGAGGUAAACGCGAAGGUGACUAUAUGCCCAAAGUGUGGCGCCAACCAUAAGCUGUCAGACUGUGCAGAAUUUACUGCGCUCUCCCGAAGUGAUCGAUGGCUAAUAGGUGUGGGGUUGACGGCUGCCAGAUGGCACACAACGCUCUUCUGCAUACGCCUGUUCCCGUUAAGAGCAACGUCGGUCAUGAGCAAACGGCGCUAUACCACGAACGAUUCAGGCUCACCAAAGGAGAAGCAGAACUCGCUAUUCAGGUACGUCGCCGUUACUGUUCGUAGCGCAUCCAAAUCUGUUGACACCUAUGCACUCAUCGACGAAGGCGCGUCUUGUACUUUAAUUGAGAAUGAGCUUGCAGAUUACCUUGAAUUGGACGGGCCGUCCGAGGCGUUGUGUCUGCGAUGGACUAACGAAAUUACUCAAAGCGAAAAUAACUCCAAGUUUGUAAGUUUUGAGAUCGCAUCGACACAGUUGGGCUCUCCAAACUACGUGUUAAGAGGUGUACGCACUAUUGCUCAUUUAGGCCUGCCUGUUCAAACAUUGGACCGCGAUACCAUGGAGAAGCAUGCCCAUCUCAGAGGUCUACCUAUACUACCAUAUAACGGUGCUAGGGCUCGGAUUCUUAUUGGAGUCGACAACGCGAAAGUCUGUGUGCCAAUUGAAGUUAAGGAGAGUAGCACCUCCAACCUGAUUGCCGCUAGAUGCCGGCUGGGAUGGACCGUUUAUGGUCGAGACACACCUGAACACGCAGUGAUGCCCCGCGUGCUCCACAUCUGCAGCUGUGAUCCUACGGGCAGGGACCGAAUGGACGAACAGAUGAAGGCUUAUUUUGCUAUCGACGCUAUCGGUGGCUAUGCGCCAGCUAAACCGCUUCGGUCAAAGGAUGAUGAACGUGCUUUACAACUGAUGGAAAAAUUCACCAAGUUUCUGCCGACAGAGAAGAGGUGGGAAACAAGAUUGCUAUGGAAACAAGACGUCGUCGAUUUACCCGAUUCACUUCCUAUGGCGCGCCGUCGACUAAUGUGCUUGGAAUCCAAGAUGAAGCGGGAUCCUGAACUCCACCGUUUUAUCGUCGACAACAUUGACGAUUACAAGAAAAAGGGUUACAUACGCAAAUUGGAGUCGCUCGAAACAUCGAUAGGUGGCAGAUCGUGGUACCUUCCCAUAUUCACGGUGCUCAACGUUAACAAAAACAAAACUAGAUUGGUAUGGGACGCUGCAGCCAAAGCUGGAAAUACUGCACUUAACAACAUGCUGUUAAAAGGACCUGAUCAGCUAAACUCGAUGAUGGGUAUUCUUCUUCGCUUCCGCGAAAGGCCCUUUGCAAUAUGCGGAGAUUUACGCGAGAUGUUUCACCAAAUUAAGGUAGCCAAAGAGGACCAAGUGGCGCAGAAGUUUUUAUGGCGCGACGGUGAGUCUAAUCGGCAGCCAGAUGUAUAUGCCAUGUGUGUGUUGACUUUCGGCGCUUCGUGUUCUCCUUCGCUAGCGAACUACGUAAAAAACCAAAAUGCACAACGUUUUUCCGAGAAUUAUCCCGAAGCUGUACAAGCCAUUAUAAAUAACACUUUCGUCGAUGAUUGGCUUCAGAGUGCAGACAAUGAGGAAGAGUUAUCGCGUUUGGCUACUGUUGUUCGCUGGAUCCAUAACGAAGGAGGUUUCGAGAUGCGAAACUGGGUAUCCAAUUCCAAGAAAACUUUGACUGCACUCUCCGCUAACAGGACGCUGCUAUCCAGAUGUUUUGAGGAGCCUGAAGCUACUAUCGAAAAGGUGCUUGGAAUGUGGUGGUUACCAGCGUCGGAUGAGCUUACCUUUGUGGAAAAGUUUCCUAAAGAAGUUUUUGAUGAGCACACAUUUCCAUCGAAGCGACAAGUUUUGCGUACAAUCAUGAAAAUAUUCGAUCCCCUUGGACUGCUCGGGUAUGUCAUCAUACAAGCAAAAAUCAUCCUACAGGACAUCUGGCGUUCAGGUGUUAAUUGGGACGAGCCUAUCAGAGAGGAUGAUCGCAGUAACUGGUGGAACUGGUUGAAAAGAAUUUCUUCGAUAAACAACGUCAAAAUUCCUCGGUGCUACUUACUUUCCAGCUGUAGCCAGAGUAACCAGUUGCACAUUUUCGUGGAUGCAAGUAUCAACGCUUAUGCUGCUGUGGCGUAUUUACGUGCUGAAGUUGGUAACGCGGUGAACUGUUCAUUGCUGGCUUCGAAGACAAGGGUCACACCAUUGAAGCCCAUUUCAAUACCGAGGUUGGAGUUAAUGGCAGCAGUUCUGGGUCUGCGGUUGGCAAUUUUUAUAGGCAAGCAACUUUCUGUUCAGGUGAGCCGUAGAAUUUUUUGGACAGAUUCGAAAAACGUGAUAUGCUGGGUGCGUUCAGAUGCAAGAAAGUUCCACCAAUUUGUUGCGUUACGUGUCGGCGAAAUUCUUGAGGGUUCCAGCGCUAAAGAGUGGAGGUGGUUGCCAUCUUCUGAAAACAUCGCUGAUGAGGGCACAAAAUGGUCCGACGUUCGCAAUUUUGACGACAAUGCACGCUGGUUUCGAGGGCCAAAGUUCUUAGCCCAGCUCGAAUCUAGUUGGCCUGUAGGGGAGCUAGUAGGCACUACAUCAGAGCUGCAUCACAUAAGUACAAGUACACCGCUGUCCCCUACCCUGUCAGUAAUUUCUCCAGACGUACGAAGGUUUAGCACAUGGGAGAGACUGCUUUCCACACAACAAAUUGUUUUGCGUUUCCUGCGCCGGAUCUUGAAGUUUACGCCACGUUCGCUACUAAAACUUUUCGAAUUGCGCGAUAUUGAAGCAGCAGAGCAAAUUCUUAUUGCCGUAAGCCAAGAAAAUGCUUUUAACGAAGAAGUCAAAAGCCUACAACACGGUCAAAAUAUUCAACGGCAGUCUGCUAUAUAUAAAUGGUCGCCGUAUCUGGACGAGGUCGGGAUUCUUCGCGUGAAAGGUCGAAUCGACUUCUUAGAAGGAGUAGCAGUCGAUGUGAAGCGACCUGUAAUACUGCCGAAAAAUCAUACAGUAAGAAAAUUUCACCACCAUCAUAAUGAGAUUAUUGUCAAUGAGAUGCGCCAGCGAUACUGCGUCGGUGCUUUGCGAUCGAUGGUAAAAGAGUGCGCCAAAAGAUGCCAAAUGUGUCGCAAUCGUAAAGCUAAGCCGCAACCAACCUCAAAUGGGAAGUCUACCUGUAGAAUGACUGUCACCAUUUACAAGGCCAUUCACGUUUAA
Messenger RNA from Anastrepha obliqua, 4434 nucleotides. RefSeq lists its product as uncharacterized. The record is from RefSeq and is a predicted model, not a curated record. NCBI's taxonomy places the organism in Eukaryota, Metazoa, Arthropoda, Insecta, Diptera, Tephritidae. The transcript has 2 exons. Bases 1 to 4434 code for a protein of 1477 amino acids.